This is a messenger RNA of Oikopleura dioica, 1023 nucleotides long. The record is from the annotation of a GenBank genome assembly. Lineage: Eukaryota; Metazoa; Chordata; Appendicularia; Copelata; Oikopleuridae.
AUGAGUAAGGCGAUCGGUGACUCAAAACUGCUUGAGAAAAGGAUUCCUCGCUCGGCGAAAUGGUCGAAUGUGAGAGGACGGGUCGAUACAGGCGCGUCAAUGUCGAAGCACUUGGCGAAGGUGGAGGACAUUCAAGCCAAUUUUCGAAUUCAGAGGGGAGAGCUCUUCAAAAGACUCAAAUUGUCGACUUUUGCGGCGCUUGUUCUUGAGGUUGAUAAAGUGAACAUGAUGAACGAGUCGGAAGAAAACGAAGCUCCAGUGCAGGACGACAUCGUCGAACGAGUCGAAACAACUCCUCGCCAGCCAAAUUUCCUCGAUGUUAUCCGAGGAACCGGCGAGUUGAAUUUGAAAGAACAAAAUGAGAAUUUGAAACUUCCACCGAAACCAAAGUUGCCAAAAGAACACACUCCCUACUCCUCAACUCCAUAUUUACUCGUCGAUGUCAGAGAUUCUGACGCUUUUCAACAAUGCCACAUUAUCACUGCCGAGUCCUAUCCGCAUACCAACUUCUCCAGGACGAUGAAUCCAUUUAGCAAUCAGAUGCUUCAAUUCAAAAACCUGGAAGGGCACAUCAUCGUCCUCUACGACACAGACGAGCUAAUCGCCACCGAAUGUGCAACAACGAUGGCCCAGCGCGGCUUCGAAAACGUUUUUGUUCUUUCGGGAGGGUUACGCGUGCUCGCCCAAAAGUUGCCCAACGGACUUGUGACGGGCAGUCUUCCCGCGGAAGCGUUUAUGUCGCUCGAUGGAAAAACAAAAUUGAGAAGCGGUAAAACAAAAUACAAUCCCAAAAACAAGGUACCCGCCGAUAUGGCGCUAAAACGAUUCACACACGAGCAUCUUGGAGCCCUGUCUGAGGCCCUGGACGAGCUACUGAUGGCCCCUUCUGACGCCGGCAGUCGCCUUUCAAAAUCGAAAAUCGAUGGCGGGAGUACUCUCUCAUCGUAUAGAUACACGAGAUCGCGCAGUCGUGCCUCAUUGAUGACGACCACUUCAAAUUCGAAUAUCAAGCCCUGGAAAUAA